This is a messenger RNA of Cercospora beticola, 1053 nucleotides long. RefSeq names its product glycosyltransferase family 32 protein. NCBI's taxonomy places the organism in Eukaryota, Fungi, Ascomycota, Dothideomycetes, Mycosphaerellales, Mycosphaerellaceae. Gene Ontology annotation, biological process: mannosyl-inositol phosphorylceramide biosynthetic process. Gene Ontology annotation, molecular function: mannosyltransferase activity. The record is from RefSeq and is a predicted model, not a curated record.
AUGGAGUCCCGACGUUUGUCACUCAUUUUCAAAGCCGUACCGAUUCUCUAUCUGGUGUAUCUCCUCCAUCUGGCCGUCAAACAGAUAUCUUUCGACCACUUCCUUGGCUCUUCAUCCAUCUCAUUCAACGACUUCCCCUUUGAGUACACCACAGCACUGCAGCAAUCGACUGCCGACCGGCAAAAGUUGCAAUACGACUAUACUUCCUACCCUCCAUCCCCAUCCCCCGACUACGACAUUCCGCCUGCGAUCCACUUCAUAUUCUUCGAGAACCUCUACGAAACCCAUACUGACCGCACCCUCAUUCCCUCCAUGGGCUCAAAAGCUCCUGAGCUCUGCCAAUUUCACAACCCAAACUUCACCAUCACAACCUGGAACGCCUCCGCCUCCCGCGCCCUGCUCGAAACGCAUUACCCCUGGUUCCUCCCGACGUACGACUCCUACCGCUACCCCAUCCAACGCGUCGAUGCUAUCAAAUACUUCAUCCUCUACCACUUCGGAGGUAUCUAUAUGGAUUUGGACAUCGCCUGUCGGCGACCCCUGACGCCUUUGCUGAGGUGGCCUGCAUGGCUGCCGAAGGCUACACCCUUGGGGCUUAACAAUGACUUGAUGGCCAGUCGAGCGAAACAUCCGUUGAUGGAAAGAAUGGUGAAGAGAUUGAUGCCGAGGAAUAGGUGGUUGGUGUUUCCGUAUGUGACUAUCUUUUGGAGUACUGGGCCACAGUUUGCGAGUGACAUGGUGAAGGAGUGGUGGUCUGCAGGAGGGGCGAAGGGAACUGAUGCUGACAUUGUUCGCGUCCUGCCAUUGGAGUUCUACUCGGAAGAGUACACUUUCUUCGGUCACAGCCCUGGUGGCACGUGGCACGAAGACGAUGUCGCAGUUGUGCUUUGGCUCGUCGAUCGGCCCUUGCUCGUUGUCGGACUGGCAGCUCUUGCGCUGCUUGCUUGUUUGGCACAAAUGAUACCCUCGCAAGACCUUCAAGAUGUGCAUGCAAUUCUCGAUGCACUUCAAGCGGACGACUUGUACGUGAAGGAUCUCGAUCUCGGUCAUUGA